AUGGACUUCAUCGUCGGAUCGUUCAACCACUCAUCGCUCUAUCUGCUACAGUUCACUCCAGCUUCCGGGUCCAACGAAUCAUCCUUGAAGGUCAUCAGAGAGCACCCUGCCAUCGCAGGUCAUUCGUGGCUCUCGCUGUCCCAGGAUAAGAAGUUUCUAUACUGCACAGCGUGGCUUGAAAAGCCCGCCAUCGCCGCCUACCGAGUUGGAGCCAACGGCCGUGACAUUCAGUUCCUCAAUGCGAAGAACGUCAAAGCACUUUCCGGCUAUGUUUGCAGCAACCAGAGCCACGUCUUUAGUGCUGGUGGUCCAUCGGGCGAAGUCUUCCGCCGUGAAGCAGAUGGCACAAUCGGCGACUUGGUACAAGAAUUGGACUACGUGUCCGGCCAGGGCGAGAACCAGAGCGAGAAGCGUGGCGACGUGGCCCAUGGUAGUUUUGGUGGACUUCGGCAUGGCGCCCACAGUGUGGAUCUAAGCCCCGAUGGCGAAAGUCUCUAUGUCGCAGACAUUGGCCGAAAUUGCAUCUGGACCUACAAGGUAAUUCACAGCAAGAGAGGUAUCUCGGAUCCGCCCCUUGAACUCAGUAGCAAGCACAUCUCGCCUCGUGAGCAUGAUGGUCCGAGACACACCUGGCCUCAUCCGAACGGAAAGGUUUUGUACAGUCUACAAGAGCACAGCAGCAUGGUCGAUGUCUUCGCCAUUGCUGAAGAUGGAGUAACGCUUGAGCACAAACAAGGAUGUAGUGUUCUACCCUCUGGAAAAGAUUGCAAGAAGUACUGGGCCGAUGAAGUGCGGCAUUCCACAGGUCCCGAUCCAGCGAAGCCAAGGUACCUUUACGCAUCGAACAGAGGACUGGACGCUGGUACCAUGGGCCACGUUGCGGCAUAUAAGCUGAAAGACGAUGGCUUUCUGAAGAGCGAGGACCCGAUCGAUAUAUUCGAGACUCCGACCAGUGGUGGACUUGCCAAUGCUGUCGAGCCAGCUCCAUGGACGAAACACACUGGCGACGAAGAAUACCUGGCACUGACCGACAGCCAAGAUGGCUGGGUCUCAAUCCUCUCGUUCGAUGGCAAGAAGAUCAAAGAAGUCUCCAAGGUCAAUUUAGGCAAGACAAAUGAUGGGAAGGUGGUGACUUUCGCUUGGCAAGCAAUCACGAUCCUGUCCGGGACCCAGGGUAUACAGAGAGUGUCGGAGAACCGCACCAUCGAGUAUUACCCCAACAACAUCGUCAUCGGCACAGUCCGCGACAUCUCCGCAACACAAGCCCGCCUCUCCAAGGACGGCAUCACCAGCUCCAACAUCCACCUCCUCCCCGUCGAAAUCACCAACGCCGCCUCUGUCCAAAAAGCAGCCCAAGACGUUGCCGCCAUCACAGGUGGAAGUCUCGACUUCCUCAUCCAGAACGCGGCCUUGGUCGACACCAGCACCGCUUACAAGUCUGUCCUAGACCUCGAUCCGCAGGAGCUCGGGGAGCGUCUGAAAGCCUCGUUCGAUCCUAAUGUGGUGGGGACAGCUUAUGUCCUCAGCUAUUUCAUUCCUUUGAUCCGUCAGAGCCAGGGCAAGAAAGUUCUCGUAACGAGCACAGGUAUGGCGGACCUCGAUAUCAUCAAUAAAUUCGACCUUGAAUUUGCGGUUCCUUAUUCCGUCUCCAAGGCUGCCAUGAACCUUUUAGUGGGCAAGUAUCAUGCUGCUGUGGGCAGGAGCGAUGGCAUCUUGGUCUUCUCAGUCUCGCCGGGGUUCGUUGAUACGAGCGAAGGGAAGCAGCCUACCGAGGAGGAACUGAAGGGAAUGCAGGCCAUGGGAGCGAAGUUUGCGACUUAUACGCCGGACUUUUCCGGGCCAAUCACUGUCGGCGAAAGUGUUGGAGAUAUGGCAAAGCUGUUGAAGAGGGCGACAGUAGACGAGUUCGGAGGGGGCUUCGUCAGUCAGAAAGGGGAUAAGAAAUGGUUGUAA
Molecule: messenger RNA, 1953 nt
Organism: Fulvia fulva
Lineage: Eukaryota; Fungi; Ascomycota; Dothideomycetes; Mycosphaerellales; Mycosphaerellaceae
Product: Muconate cycloisomerase 1
Exons: 3
Coding region: 1-1953 (650 amino acids)
Molecular function (GO): 6-phosphogluconolactonase activity; oxidoreductase activity; protein binding
Source: RefSeq, a predicted model, not a curated record